This is a messenger RNA of Diachasmimorpha longicaudata, 3797 nucleotides long. RefSeq lists its product as uncharacterized. The transcript is spliced from 2 exons. Bases 114 to 503 code for a protein of 129 amino acids. The record is from RefSeq and is a predicted model, not a curated record. Gene Ontology annotation, molecular function: nucleic acid binding; zinc ion binding. Lineage: Eukaryota; Metazoa; Arthropoda; Insecta; Hymenoptera; Braconidae.
UGCUCACCCACAAAAGUGCCUAACGCGCCAUAAGAAGUUUCCACUUCAAAAACAAUCUAUAUAGCCCUAGGACGAUUAGGGAUCUGAAGGAACGAUGUUCCGAGUACGAAACAAUGAAGGCCGAGAUGAGGUUGAAGACUAAAAGUGUUAAGGUGAAUGACAAGAAAAAGUUUGUGAAACUGAGUGCUUCAGUGAGAAGUGAAAAUGUUAGAGAUUGUUUUAAUUGUGGCGAAGACGAUCACCUGAGUAGGGAGUGUCAUCAUAAACAUAAAGGACAAAAGUGCUUCAAGUGCCAAGGAUUCGGCUACGUCGCAGCAAUAUGUCCAGCGAAGCCAGACGAGAAGAAAAUAGCUUACGCAUCCUGUCGGAGACCAAGAGAAAAACAGCUGAAGGACGUGGAGAUAGGGAAUCGGCAAUAUUCAGCAGUCAUCGACACCGGAAGCGAGCUAAGCUUGUUAAGUAAAAAGACAUUUAUAAAACUGGGUUCGCCCUCAUUAGGGUAAGAUACUCAAUUUGAUGGAUUAGGCACGACGAAUAAUUCGAUAUUAGGGUCCUUCGAGACGUCCAUAAUUAUUGAUAAAGAAAAUUGCAACAUACAAUUUCAUGUCGUAAAUGUAGUAUCGCGAAUAAUUAUGGGGAAAUCCCCAUAAUAGAAAUAAUAGUAUAGACACAUUGUUUGAAUUAUUGUGAUGUUCCGGGAUGUUUUGGGCCGGAUGGGAUAGUGGGCGAGGAAGUUCCGGAGAUGACGAAUAAUUGGCACUUGGUGUGAUGAAUGUCCGAUUUAUUUCUUUAAAUAUUAUAUACACUGUGUGCACUCCGAGGUGUUAAAACUAUUCGUUAAUUAAUAGUGGACUGUCUUUUCCGCCGUGUUUGAUUUGCCGAUCUAACCCAGUUGGUUAUCCGAUGGUAGCCAAUAAUUCCCCGGUGGAAUUUCCGUAAGACACACCGUAUGUCUAUGCCGAUUGCUAGCUGAUGGCGUACUGACCAUCGUAACGAUCCCGAGAUCGAUCGUGACCUCUCGUUAUGAUGGUCAAAGGUGAUUGGCCGAGGUCAUCCGGUUGGUCAUCCUGAUUAUUGACCGCGGGAUUUUGAACACCAAGUUUUCAUAUCCAUGCAUUAAGGUGCCUCACCAGUAUUAUAAAUUAAAUGGCUGAGCGAAUGGAUUCUUUUGCGUACUUGAAAUUUAAAUACUUUAAAUUUAGUUAGUUAUUAUAUUAAAAAAUGUUAAAAACUUAUAAUAAUGUUAAAAAUAACAAAAAAAAAACAAAAAAUGAAUGUCAAAAUACUAAUGUAAAAAAAUGUUGUAAAAACAUGAACAAAAACGUACUUUUACACACACGAAUACAAACACACACUAAAUGACCUAAAAAUGAACAUAGAAAUAGAAAAUAUUAUUAUAAUAAAAUAUCGUUGAAAAAAAUGACUAAAACUAUUGCUGUAAAAAAUUAUAGACAUUGUGACGAGGCAACAUAACCCUAGAGUUUAUGUUGAUUUUUUCCCCUCCGCACGCCCCCUAUUUUUUACUAAAUAUUCAUGCACUCAAUAUAUACCGUUGGAGAGCCCCUUUCCUUGGUUCCUUCCCCUUCCCCCGAUGCCCUACUGACCGCGCUCGGACAGCGCGAGAAACACCAGUAAGAAGCACCACUGAAGGAUGGGAUGACGUAGGCCGUCCCCCUCCUUCCCGCGGUCCCCUACUCGCCGCGCUCAGCCACCAACGGAAGAGGAUGAUGACGUAGCGCGUCCCCCUCCGCCGCAGUCUCCUGUUCACCACGCGCUGCAGGACAAUGGGCGCACACGCACGUUGCGUAGUGCGUCACCCCGCCAUUCCUCAGCCCCCGAAGAUGCCCACAAGCAUCGAUCGGUGGAUCAGGGGAAGGUGAAUAACUCACCCCGGAAACGGACGAAAUUGAGCCGAGGACCCCGGAAUACUUCGAGGAGUUCCUCAAGUGGCCAAUUACUCGUCACUCGUCGUUCAGCCGUUAAUAGCAUCAGUGCGCCCAUCAUUAUUAUUAUUAAAAUAAAUCGCGGAAAAUCGGUGAAGUGGCCCAGGACGUCCGAGCUGGAAGAAAGGCUCAUCCUGAACCAGGAACAAUCUCUUGCCCCCCAGGAAGAGGCACAACACCCAGAGGACCCGAAUAAGGAGGACAAAACCCCCAGGAACUCGGAAAAUCAUCGGCCGAGUGAGUACCCUUUCUUUUCCCCUCAUCACCCAGCGGCAUCAUUUCCCCCAAUUACGAUUCGCGGAACCCCUUCAACGGUGUAGAUUCUGAUCAUUCUUUUUCAAGGGAUUAAUUAUAUUAUCGUUAUAUUAUUCUUAUUAUUCUUGACAUUGGAUCCCUCAAUUCUCCCCUUUUUUCUCAAAUGUAGAGCCACCCCCUUUUUCUUUGUAUUAAUUCAAAAGUGGUCCGACAAGUGACCUGCCUGCCCCCCACCCCUGAGAUAUUCCAAGAAACAGGCAUUACUCUAACUAUUGUAUUAUUGAACAAAAUAUUGUAUAAUCGCGUAAUUAAUAUUAUAUUUUUCAUUAAUUGUAUUUUGACUCCCAACAUUGUAAUUCUAUUAAUUGAUAUUUCUAAUUAAAUAUAUUUGAUAUUAGUAGCCUCUGCCCCGUUUUAUUUAAUAAUUGACCCGCCCUCUAAUUUAAAUAAUUAGUAAAUUAGGGAAAAGGUCACAACAUUUAUAAGAAAUUGAAAUAAUUCUACACACAACACACAGAGACACACACACAACAAAUGAAUAAGAUAAAUAUAUAUUACCGUAAACAAUGGUUCGUAAUUUCUUGAAUCCUUAACUCACAUUCGCACGAAAAGAAUAAAACUAAUUACAAAAUGUACAACAUUAUUCCAUGUAUCCGAAAAAUAUUUGAAAAUCCCGCCAAUUUCGCCACCUCGAAACUAGCGCCAUCUGUCUUACAUUUCGAUUAAACGGACCAAUAGAUGGCGGCAUGUACUUCAUCGAUUAUUGAUGGCAAUGUCGUAUCAGGCAAAUGAUUUUCCAUUGCCAAUCAAUAAACAAAAUAAGCGGUUAAUCUUGUUGCAGUGUCAAAUAUUUUAGUUUAAUUAGAUUACAAGAGUGUCUGUUAUUGUGUAAUGUGUAUCACACUUAGUGUGUGUGUUGUGUGAGUGUGUACAUGCAGUGAUUUUCCUCUCGUUUUGUCUUAACCGCAAAAAACAUUUGAAUAAUUUAGUCGCGGUUGAGAGCUCUCGUGUUUCGUUCUUUUUCAUUUGUUAUAUUUCGUUUAAUUUGUUAACUUUCCGAUACGUUUGAUGGUGUUUAUUAAUGAGAUCAUUUUAAUUCAAUCCGUGAAUUUUUUGUUCGGUGGUUUUAUUAGGUUAGAAUUGUUUUAAUUUUUAGGUUAAGUAACUUAUUUUAUUCAUCCAAAUUGCAAUAAGCUGUGUGCAUAUUUAUUAUUGCAUUAAUAGUAUCAGCUCUUUAAGCUGUGUGGAAUUAUUCCGUUACUUUUAGUUAUAAAUUCAGCUGUUUGUAGCUGUGUGUAGUGCUAUCACUGCAUUUGCACUGAUCAGUUACUUUGAAGUAUAUGCAAUUGCUUCAUUAAUUAGUAACUAUCAGUAAAAUUAAUUAAUAAUAAUCAGCUUUCUCGAACUGUAUGUAGUGCUAUGCUACAUUGUUAAUCAGCUAUUUUAAGCUGUGUGCAAUCAUUUUAUUGUUGCAUUACAUUAGAAUUUGUUAAACAGAUUAGUUCUUUUUCAUAGAGCAGACCAUCUACAUAUAUUCUAGUCAUAAGUGGAGCUUCUACGUUUGUAGCAAUGUAAAAAUCAUUUAAUAAAAUUGACAUA